This is a messenger RNA of Punica granatum (pomegranate), 3139 nucleotides long. The record is from RefSeq and is a predicted model, not a curated record. NCBI's taxonomy places the organism in Eukaryota, Viridiplantae, Streptophyta, Magnoliopsida, Myrtales, Lythraceae.
UACAUAUAUGGUAAAUAUCGACCUCGAUCAGGCUGAGCAUCAAUGUCAUUUUCGAUUAGCUCGAUGCCUCUUCUCGCACUCUCACUUCUUGUCAUAGGGACAUUGAGGUAUGCUGCCUGUGCUGGUUUCCCAAAUACAUCCUGCAUCGAGGCCGAGAGGGAGGCUCUUCUGAAAUUCAAGCAGGGUUUAGUCGACAGCUCCGGUCGCCUCUCAUCAUGGACUGGAGACGACUGCUGUUCGUGGAUGGGAGUUGGAUGCAGUAAGACAACAGGCCACGUCUCGACGCUCGACCUUCGAAGUCCAUGUGUUAUGUCCGACAUCCAUUAUGAUUUGAUGAUCGACCCGGUAUUGGAGUACGGGGACUGCAGUUUGACAGGUAAGGUACAUCCUUCUCUAAUCGAGCUGCGGCACUUGACGUACCUUGACCUAAGCUGGAACAACUUUUCUCAUACUGAAAUUCCCGCAUUCCUUGGUUCCCUCCGAGAUUUGGUCUAUCUCAACCUCUCCAAUGCAUGUUUUACUGGGAAGGUUCCACUUCACCUUGGUAACCUUUCUAAUCUGCAGUAUCUUGAUCUGAAUACCAUUCUCGGGUACGACUAUAGUUCCAGUGCCGUAACUGUCGAUAACCUGGAAUGGCUAUCAAACUUGUCGUUUUUGAAACACCUUGAUCUGUCCGGCGUCACUGUCAGGAACGGCCAAGGUUGGCUGCAGUCAGUGGGCAUGCUUCCUUCUCUUCAGCACUUGGGGUUAGCGGCCUGUUUUCUUCCAAACGUUGCUCCCACUGUGCAUGUUAACUUCACUUCGCUCGAGUUCCUCGACCUGAGUGACAAUGCUUUGGGUUCCACAGUUCCUUUUUGGCUGCUCAACCUAACCUCCAUCAGACAUCUCGAUCUUUCUUCUAGUUUUCAAGGAGACCUCUUCUUUCCCGCUGAGAUUAUCAAUAAUAACAAACAGCUCGCUUUCCUUCAUCUGUAUAACAAUCCAAUGCAAGGCGAACUGCCAAAGAAUCUCAGCAGCCUCUGCGACUUGUUUGCUCUGAGGUUGUCCUUUAACUACUUCACCGGAGAUAUUGCUACCAUACUGGCCAAUCCUUCCAGCUGCUUUCAAGAUAAACUGAGAUUCUUAGAUCUAGGCUGGAACAAUUUCAGCGGUAAUUUGGGCAAUGAAAUCGAGCACUUCAAGAGUCUAGAGUACAUCGACCUUGCCAGCAACUCCAUCGAGGGUCCAAUUCCAGAAUCUCUAGUUCAGCUAUCCUCUUUGAAGUAUUUGAAUCUUAUGUAUAACAAGUUGACUGGUAGUAUUCCAGAAGGAAUUGGACUGUUGUCGAAUCUAGUCGGCUUAGAGUUAUCUUACAAUCUCUUGAGUGGAGUACUGAACGAACAUCACUUGGUUAAUCUCACGAGCUUAUCUUUACUGGAGAUAUCAUCAAAUGAUUUGGCAGUUGAUAUCAACCCUACAUGGGUUCCUCCAUUUCAACUUAAGUUUGUGAGCAUGUCAAACUGCAAAGUCGGGCCUCAAUUUCCUUCUUGGCUUCGAUCACAGAGGAACAUCUCAAUGCUAGCUCUGUCCAAUAGCAGCAUAUCGGAUGCCAUCCCUGACUGGUUUUACAGCAGUUCUUCAACAAUUCAAGGUCUGGAUUUGUCGAAAAAUGAGUUGAUUGGACAAAUUCACGAAAGAUUUGGUGAUAUGAUGCCAAAAUUACGCGACAUAACUCUUACAAGAAAUCACUUAAAUGGCAGCAUUCCCAUUUCUCUGUGCAAGAUGAAAGACUUGUUCGCGCUUGACCUCUCAAACAACCAGCUAUCCGGAACACUCCCCGACUGUUGGAAGAGCUUAGGACAACUAGAUGGAAUAAACUUGGGAAACAACAAUCUCAGUGGCCAGAUUCCAACUUCCUUGUGCUCCCCACCGCUCACAUUUCUGGGACUACCCGAUAAUGACUUCCAUGGGAUUCUUCCAAGAUGCUUGAGCAAUAUGACUUCCUUGCGUGUGCUUGAUCUGAGUCGAAAUGAAUUUUCUGGUCGGAUUCCCUCCUGGAUUGGUCAAAUGUUUCAGUUAAGUGUGCUGAAUCUUGAGUCCAAUACCUUCAAUGGGGAAAUUCCUAGGGAAAUAUGCCAACUUGCAAAUGUCCGGGUUUUAAGCCUAGCACAGAACAAGCUUUCAGGAGUCAUUCCACUCUGCUUUGACAACUUAACCAUCUUGGCUGACCCAAAAUCUGCCAUUUUUGGGUUUUACGGGUUCGGAGUUGAGGUGAACACUAAGAGCAUAACCCAAUUAUACACCACCACACUUCAAUAUCUGUUCUCUGUUGACCUUUCAAACAAUGGGUUAAAUGGCCAUAUUGUAGGAGGGUUGAUGCAGCUCUACAACCUUCAAAAUCUGAACUUAUCAGGGAAUAACUUCGAAGGAAGAAUCCCUUCAGAGAUUGCUAAUCUGAAGAUGCUGGAGUCUCUUGAUUUAUCGGUCAACCAAUUCUCGGGUCCCAUUCCACAGAGCUUAUCUGAGUUAAACUUCCUAAGUUAUCUGAACCUGUCCUUCAAUCAACUGUCUGGUAGGAUUCCCUCAGGUGCCCAGCUAAGUACAUUAAAAGGAGACUCCUAUCUCGGAAAUGAUGGACUGUGUGGGCCUCCGCUUUCGAAGAAUUGCCCAGGAGAUCAUGAGCAGCCUGAUAUUCAUAAACAGAUUGAUGAUGAUUCAGAAAGCGAAGAUGAGUUCUAUACUCGUUGGUUAUACGCAGGCAUUGCACCGGGUUUUGCCACGGGAUUCUUAGUGGUCUGUGGCUCAUUAUAUUUCAAGCGCUCUUGGAGGCAGUCCUUCUUUCGUUGGUCAGACAAAAUUCUCACACAGCUGCUAGUGAUGGUAGAGAUUAAUAUAGCUCGGCUACGGAAGGCUUCCUGAAAAUGCAAAAACAAUCAAAUCGGCAAUAAAAAUGAUGUCCAAAGUGAAGAGAUGGUUUCAUGCGGAAGGAAUUCUGACCCGUGGAAGAUUCCAGCAACUGCACAGUGGGAUAAUCAUCAUGAUGUAAUAUUGUUUAAGGUUUUCUGUAUAAGUGAGCAAGUGGGAGCUUCUCUCGUGUUCUAUUGAUGUAUAAGUGUCAAUAACCUCGACUUCCUUUCCAAUAAUCAAGCUCCAAUUGAGG